Molecule: messenger RNA, 971 nt
Organism: Daucus carota subsp. sativus
Lineage: Eukaryota; Viridiplantae; Streptophyta; Magnoliopsida; Apiales; Apiaceae
Exons: 3
Coding region: 343-627 (94 amino acids)
Source: RefSeq, a predicted model, not a curated record
CUUUUUGUCCUUAAGACCGGAAGUCUCUUAGUUUGUUGUAUUAAUCUUUAUCUUUUACAAGAUAAUAUACCUUAAAAUGUGUGUAAGUAGGCAGUAAUCCUGGAAUUAUAAUCUCUCAUAGGUUUAAAGAAACAUAUUAAUUUUUUUUAUGACCUCUUGGUUAGCCGACUUAUCAGGGUAUUGCUGUUUGAUAUCACAGAUCAAAAUUAUAUCACAUUGAUGAAAAUUAUGCAGUUUGAAAAUAUUCAUCCUAAUUUACUCAAAUGCAAGCAUCUCAUUCAUGUUUGAGUAUUUUCUUCUUUUUUCCAUUCUGUCAGUUAUCUGCAUAAUACAAAUUUAUUCAUGGUUCAGGAGGGAGAAUUUGAUUUGGAUUUGACUUACAUCACUGAUAAUAUAAUUGCAAUGGGUUUUCCUCCUGGUGAUAUGAGUUCUGGCUUCUUUAACUUUGUUGAGGCGAAGAAAAUUGUGCUUCUGUAUGGAGUUUCUCUUACUUUUCAGCAGCGGAUUAUGAUGCAAGCACCAACUCUGGAGUUUCUCAUGAAGCAAAGGAGCACAACUGGUCUCGAUGACCUGGAACUGUCUGAAGUUGACAUUCAGAAUUUUGCUCUUGCAGUGUACAAUUGCUAGGAACAACCAGAUAGCUGGAUGAAUGGUAAUGAAGCCACGGCUUAACUGUUGAUGCGAUGCGUGUAAAAAUGAUCACAUCUGUGGCUGAUAUACAUCACACUACAGGAACAGCUUAGAUACUAUAUAUUGUGACACCAUUUGAUUUGCUGACUUGGUUUAUCCUUCAACACACAACACUCACAAGGAAAUCCCAGUUCAAUGCCAUUUCAGUAUCUGUACUCAAAUUGUAGUAGUUGUCAUAAUUGUUUCGGUCACGACAAUCAAGAUAUAGCAUUUUUGCUUAUAUCAGCCACAUCUGUGCUUUAAGUUAGAGGUUUUUAUACUUUUUGUUUAUUAAACUAAGA